This is a messenger RNA of Morchella importuna, 2553 nucleotides long. RefSeq lists its product as uncharacterized. The coding region runs from base 1 to 2553 and encodes 850 amino acids. Lineage: Eukaryota; Fungi; Ascomycota; Pezizomycetes; Pezizales; Morchellaceae. Gene Ontology annotation, cellular component: Golgi trans cisterna; membrane; Golgi medial cisterna. The transcript is spliced from 11 exons. The record is from RefSeq and is a predicted model, not a curated record.
AUGGGUGCUGGUGACAGCAAACUGUCCUUCAAAAAAGGCGUGUUUCGCCUUGCUGAGGAACAUAAUAUACCGGCAAAUGACCCCUAUUGGCUUUCAUUUUGGGAGCUACCAGAAUCAGCCGAAGACGUAUUUACUCUCUUCUCCGCGGCAGAUAUCCGCCGCACUCGCGAUGCCCAUCUGGAGAAUCUCGAAACUCUCAUCCUUGCUUUAGCUUCCAGACUCUUCACUCUAAGAAGCCAUCCAUCAUUCCCCGACCCAGAUCAUGCCCCAGAACGGGAUGCUCUCAAUUGCAUUCGGAUCUUAACCAGGGUUUUGCCCUUCAUCUACGAGAGGGAUGAUCUGGAAGAAUGGCAAGAAAGCUUCUUUUGGUCUCCUCGACGGAAAAGAUCAAGAGAUUCUCCGACGGUUCGGACCGAAGUCUUGUUUGACGAGAGAAAUAGAGAGGAUGAGACCACCCCCCAGUCUCCAGCAGCUGGAGAGGAGUUUGAAUCAGCUCCUCCAUUAAUGGAGGAGCUGAUAGAUACGUUAAUCGACUUACUAUUCCUUUCUGGAUUUACCUUGCCCCAGUCGUUUUCUACAAAAGCAAAGGUCUCCUAUGCUAUUUGGCAAAGUGGUGUUGGCUGCAACACACCAGUAGGAACAACGAAGGAAUUUGAGUCGAACAAGAUAGAGACUUUGAGGUUAUUGCUAGCAGUCGUGUCAAAAGCUGUAUUUAUGCCUGCAAACAUAUUACCUAUAAAAGGAACAAGAGCCUUGACCUAUAUGGUUACCUGUAGCGACAAAAAGAUCGUUCUGUCAACAUUAUGCUCACUUUUGAAUACUACUUUGAAAUACAAUCCAGCGAGCUGGAGGGUACCGUACGACCACGUUGUAUUCACCGACCCUCGACAGGUGCUUGUGACCUACUGCUUACAACUUCUCCUGGUUUUAUUGUUAUAUCCCGUCCCAGAGGGCCUUUCAAAUGAACUACAAGCAAAAAAUAAUUAUCGACAUUACUUAGGGAGAUUACAUAGGACUCAGGACUUUCAAUUUUUGGUCGAUGGUAUGACACGGGUCUUGAAUCAGCCGAUUCAAGCUACGACUUCAUACCUUCCAGGAAGUCAGAAAACAAUCAAAUGGGCACCGGAAAUGAUCAUGCUUUUCUGGGAGAGUCUGCAAUGCAACAAACGAUUUCGAAGUUUCAUAAUUGAUACCAAUCGGGUCCACGAUUUCGUGAUAUUAAUAAUUUAUUACGCAUUAGAACACAGGCUGGAUCCUUCCAAAUCGGGUGUCGUGCGGAUGUGCGUGUUUGUCCUGCAAACCUUAUCCACCGAACCCAAAUUUGGAAUGAGUCUCAAUAAACGCUUCGAAGGACAGAAUACGCUACCAGCCAGCGUCAGGAUCCCAUCUUUCAGUGGAACAUAUGCAGACUACUUGAUAAUUUCCAUUUAUAGCUUGAUUACAAGCAGCAAAGGAAAACUAGGGGCCGUGUAUCCAGCGUUAUUAGCGAUUGUAGCUAACGUUGCACCACACGUUAAAGGCUUGUCAUCAGCUGCCAGCGGGAAACUAGUGCAGCUAUUCGUCUCAAUGUCGGCUCCAGGGUUCUUGCUGGCAAACGAAACGAAUCACACAUUAUUGCAUUCUCUCCUGGAGUCUUUAAAUUCUAUUAUCGAACACCAAUACUCAGAGAAUCCAAAUUUCAUUUAUGUUUUACUCCGGUCUCACAAAAGAUUCGAGGCUCUUCGGAACUUUACCCUCGAGAGCGGACAGGAGGAGAUCGACCGCCAGAAUAGGCUUAGAAAGGAUAGAAGUGAAAACGAAAGUCAAAGCCCUCCUAAAAUGCCAUUAAACGAAGAAUUGCAUGUCCAAGCACAAGGAACAGGAUCUGAUACACCGACUCCACCAAGUCAAUUUGAAAUUGGAGAUGAUGAUGAUUCUGAGGAUGAGGUUAAACACAAAAAUCAAUCCUCUGCUGCCUCCAGUGGUGCCGUUGCUUCGCCCCCCCAAAAACCACGAAAUCCUUCCUUAUCCUCAUCUGUCGAAGAUGCGGUUCCAUUGCAGCUGCGCGGAAUGUCUGAAAAGGCUAGAGGGAAGCUCCCCGAAGGUUCCUUCCAGCGGCAGGGUAGCACAACUAGCCUAGCUAGUCAUAUUAGCACCAAUAGCCCUGCGACAUCCGCCACAGGAUUUACCCCUUCUACGGCUUGGAUUGAGACAUGGCUUCCGCAUUUACCACUACAUACAGUCCUCAUUUUGAUCCAGCAACUACAACCCCAGUUACGAUCAGUCUCAGGCAGUGGCGGUGGAGCACAGGAAUCUAACGCCACUUUAAUGCUUGAGCGUAUCAGAACGACAGAACUUCAUGGAAUCGAGCCAUCUCUUGUCAAGACCCAUAUGUUUGAAUGGAGUCCUUUAGCCCUGGGAUGGUACGAAUCUUUAUUAUGGGGGUUUAUUUUCGUAUCCGAGAGAGUUCAGGAAACCGCCCCAGAAGGCCCCAGUCUUUUGGCACCACGGGGGGGUGUAGAUGCCAUUGGAACCAACCUAAUCGAGCGACUGGGAAAUACCAUGUUGCCAUAG